UUCUGGCAUGAAAGGCUGCAUCUACGGUGAGAGAUAAAGCCCGGACAAGAGGGUGCUGGAGGUUAUUAAACUGGGAUCUUCAAACCAGGUUAGGAUGCAGAUUGAAACAACAGCUGCAUCUUGCUUUAGGAGUUCUGGGAAGGAGGCUCUGUCUGGAAGAUGCCACGUUGCUGUGGCUCCUCUGUGGCUAGCUGAGCAAUCUCGGUGGAGUUGGCGUGGAUACAUGGGUGAAAGAGGAUGCAGUCCACACCAAAUGCUCGGAAGAUCUGGCCCUGUAGCUGAGCUGCCCCUGGACUUGGGACAACAGGUGUAACUUGCUGUAGAGCUCUUGAGAGGCAUGUGGCUGUCUCCAUUUUUUUUCUCCUCAUAUUCACCGGACUGGUUUGAGUUUUUGUAGGAAGAGGGACUGGUAGAAUUUGAAAGAAACCCCUAAGAAGCCUUUAGAAUCCCUGGACUGAUCAUUUCCUAUACUUAGAGCACGGAAGGAGGCUGUGAUGUAGGUGAGCAUUGAAACCUCUCCACUAAAGCAACAGUUCUGCAAACCGACCCAGCAUUUCAGCCAGAAAGAGCCUUGUAACAAAGGAUUCAGGAGUGUGUGUGUGGGGCGGGGGGGGUGACUCAAGGGGAGCUCUAGAAUGCAUAUUUCACUCUGAAAUUCUUGAUGAUAGAAGACAUCAAUUUCCCCUAGAUCUUGGCUUUUCCUUCUAAAAUGCCCGAUUUACAGAAAGCAUGAGUUGUUCUAAACAUACGAGUCGGUGUCAGUCUUCUGGGUGCAGGUAAGGAAAACCACUCACACCACCAAGCUAAACAGGUCGGCAAGCAAGAACCUAUGCUGAUCCCUCAGCUGUGGGACUGGACAAGAAUGAGGCGUGCUGGGGAAGCCACUAGCUGGAACCUGGCCUUUCCUGACCGGCCCUUCAUGACACGGGCAGCCCCAGACCACUGAGCCAACAAUGGCUGAGAAAGGUGACUGUAUUGCCAGUGUCUAUGGGUAUGACCUUGGUGGUCGCUUCACUGAUUUCCAACCACUGGGCUUUGGUGUCAAUGGGCUGGUGUUGUCAGCCAUGGACAGCCAGGCCUGCCGGAAGGUGGCUGUGAAGAAGAUCACCCUGAGUGACAGCCGCAGCAUGAAGCAUGCCCUUCGGGAGAUCAAGAUCAUCCGGCGCCUGGACCACGACAACAUCGUGAAGGUGCAUGAGGUGCUGGGGCCCCAGGGCACCGACCUGCAGGGUGAACUGUUCAAGUUCAGCGUGGCCUACAUCGUCCAGGAGUACAUGGAGACUGACCUGGCACGGCUCUUGGAGCAGGGCACCCUGACGGAGGAGCACGCCAAGCUGUUCAUGUACCAGCUGCUCCGUGGCCUCAAGUACAUACACUCCGCCAAUGUGCUGCACCGGGACCUGAAGCCCGCCAACAUCUUCAUCAGCACCGAGGACCUCGUGCUCAAGAUCGGGGAUUUCGGGUUGGCAAGGAUUGUGGAUCAGCAUUAUUCCCACAAGGGUUAUCUGUCAGAGGGGUUGGUGACAAAGUGGUACCGCUCUCCACGACUGCUCCUGUCCCCCAACAAUUACACAAAAGCCAUUGACAUGUGGGCGGCCGGCUGCAUCCUGGCAGAGAUGCUCACUGGGCGAAUGCUCUUUGCUGGGGCUCACGAGCUGGAACAGAUGCAACUCAUCCUGGAGACCAUCCCUGUGAUCCGGGAAGAAGACAAGAAUGAGCUGCUCAGAGUGAUGCCCUCAUUCAUCAACAGCACCUGGGAGGUGAAGCGGCCUCUGCGCAAGCUGCUCCCAGAAGUGAAUGGGGAAGCCAUCGACUUCCUGGAGAAGAUCCUGACCUUUAACCCCAUGGACCGCCUGACAGCUGAGAUGGGGCUGCAGCACCCCUACAUGAGCCCAUAUUCGUGCCCUGAGGAUGAGCCCACAUCACAGCAUCCCUUCCGAAUCGAGGAUGAGAUCGAUGACAUUGUGUUGAUGGCUGCCAACCAGAGCCAGCUCUCCAACUGGGACAGGUACCCCGUGAGCCUGUCCUCGGACCUGGAGUGGCGGCCGGAUCGGUGCCAGGACGCCAGCGAGGUGCAGCGGGACCCGCGCGCGGGCUCGGCGCCGCUGGCGGAGGACGUGCAGGUGGACCCGCGCAAGGACUCGCAGAGCAGCUCGGAGCGCUUCCUGGAGCAGUCGCACUCGUCCAUGGAGCGGGCCUUCGAGGCGGACUACGGGCGCUCCUGUGACUACAAAGUGGGGUCCCCGUCCUACCUGGACAAGCUGCUGUGGCGGGACAACAAGCCGCACCACUACUCGGAGCCCAAGCUCAUCCUGGACCUGUCUCAUUGGAAGCAGGCGGCCGGGGCGCCCCCCACAGCGGCCGCGGUGGCCGCAGAUGCGGGGUCCCCCGAGGACGAGCCGGCCAGCCUCUUUCUGGAGAUUGCUCAGUGGGUCAAGAGCACUCAAGGUCGGCCCGAGCGCGUCAGCCCGACCCGGGACAGCCCCGAGCAUCGCCUGUCUGCCUCGCCCCCCGGCCGCCCAGCCCCGGUGGAUGGGGGUGCCAGCCCCCAGUUCGACCUGGACGUGUUUAUCUCGCGCGCCCUGAAGUUGUGCACCAAACCCGAGGACCUGCCCGAUAAUAAACUGGGCGACCUCAAUGGCGCGUGCAUCACCGAGCACCCUGGCGACCUCGUGCAGACAGAAGCUUUCUCUAAAGAAAGGUGGUGAGCGUAGAGGGGGUGCUCUGGGCACUUCUAACGAGGGGGGACCCCCCCAGAAAGCCGGGUCUGGACACAGGAGUCAGUCCCCCUGGUAACCUCCACCACCUUCUGCCCUCUCCCCCUCGCCCCCAACCCCUCUCUGCUGCCUCGGGGUGAGCAGAACCUGUGAAGGAUCCGAGGAGCGAGAGAAAUGUCCAUUUCUUAAACUGCCUUAAUAACUAGCCUUUAACCUCUGGGAACGGGGUGGGGUGGGACAGAGCCUGGUUGGGGGGGUGGUCACUGGCCCCCCCGGGAAAGGGAAGACAUGCAUUUUCUUAGUGGCCCUCCACAGAGAAGGGGUCUUAGAGAGUCUGUGGCCCCUGCCUGCUGUGGCAAGGUACAGGAGCAGCUUCCAGGCAGAGUUCUGAAGCCAUUUGGCCCACGGAGCCUCCAGAACAGCUGAAGGACACCGACCCAGAGAAGGAGUGACUUGCCUGCGAUUCCACACAUCCAUCCCAGGAGGAGCGUCAGGCUUAAGCUUUGAAUCCCAGUCUCCCGGCCUCCCGGCCAGUGUCGAUACACAUUAGAGUGUCUUCCUCUGCUGGGAUCACUGGCUUUUUGGUCAAAAAGUGUGGUCAGGUAUGAUAUGUCUCUCCCCUUUCCACUGCCAUCCGGCCCACACCAUGGUUCUUUUCUUUAGAGCAAUGCUUGUAUUCUGAGAUUGGAGAGUGAAUAGGUUACAUUCUCCUAAUCUCCAAGCAUAUUUCACCUGCAACUUCCUGUAUCAGCCUCAUCCCUGCGAGCUCUGAAGAAAUCUUUGUUGCAGAACAGAGCAGAGCAGUUUGGGGUACGUGGGUUAUCAGUCAUUCUCUCAGGCGUGCAUGAACACCCCUCUCUAGCACACCCUAUGCACUUUCCUGUCGUGCGUGAAGACACAGCCCUUGUUUUUCAGUGGAUGUUGAAUACGGGUGAGUUUGAAGACAGCAAUUCUAAGAAUCUCUCCAGUCUACCCCAGUCCCUGCCCACUAUAAACACACACACACACACACACACACACACACACACACACACAUACACAUCCCCUCCAAGCCUACCUCGGGACCGAAUGUUCUCGGCACAGAUUGCUUAUUUGG
Messenger RNA from Dipodomys spectabilis (banner-tailed kangaroo rat), 3813 nucleotides. RefSeq names its product mitogen-activated protein kinase 4 (gene Mapk4). The transcript has 7 exons. The record is from RefSeq and is a predicted model, not a curated record. NCBI's taxonomy places the organism in Eukaryota, Metazoa, Chordata, Mammalia, Rodentia, Heteromyidae. Bases 954 to 2708 code for a protein of 584 amino acids. Gene Ontology annotation, cellular component: nucleus; cytoplasm. Gene Ontology annotation, biological process: cell surface receptor signaling pathway; intracellular signal transduction; protein phosphorylation. Gene Ontology annotation, molecular function: ATP binding; MAP kinase activity.